AUGGAAGCAGAGCAGUUCUCCGACCUGAUUCACCUGGUCGAUGACUCGUACUUCUCGGCGCUGUCCUCCGCCGGCGAAGAGCUUUUUCCGAUCUCCGACGAGAAGUACGCCGAGCAACUUCAGUUUCAGGAAGUUCUCAUUUCUGCAUCCCAAAUGGCUAGGCCACCGGCUUCCACCUUAAUUAGGAUCAGGGAGAAGGGUGAGUCUUCGUCUUCAUCUUCGUCUUCGUCUCUGGCUUCGCCUUCUCCGGCAACUUUCUUCUGCAAGAUCUGCAUGGAUGCACCUCCCGACGCCGAUAUGUUCACUAACGGCAGCUGCUCCCACUCUUUCUGCCGCGACUGCCUCGGUCGCUACGUCGGCGAAAAGAUUAAGGAGAAUAUAUUGACGGUGAAAUGCCCGGAGGUCAACUGCAGGAGCAUCCUCGAGCCGCAGAGUUUCCGCGGCAUGAUACCCCGCGAGGUGCUCGACCGGUGGGAGGCAGCGGCGUGCGAGGCCACCAUCCUCGGAAUGAACCGGAUUUACUGCCCGUUCAAGGGAUGUUCGGCGGCGUUGGUGGUGGACGAUGAGGACGGCGGAGUGGCGGCUUUAAAGGAGGCCGAGUGCCCGCACUGUCGGCGACUGUUCUGCGCGUCGUGCAAGGUGGGAUGGCACGCCGGGUUGAGCUGCUCGGAGUUCCAGAGGCUGGGGACGGACGAGAGGAGGAGGGAAGACUUGCUGCUGAUGGAGGUGGCGAAGGAGAAGGGGUGGAGGCGGUGCCCCAAGUGCAAGUUCUUCGUGGAGAAGACGGCCGGAUGCCUGCACAUCACUUGCAGGUGUGGCCACGAGUUCUGCUACGGAUGUGGAUCAAAAUGGGCAACAAUUCACGCGAGUUGCAGUACUCCAAAUUAA
Messenger RNA from Zingiber officinale, 888 nucleotides. Its product is annotated as E3 ubiquitin-protein ligase RNF144A-like. Gene Ontology annotation, cellular component: ubiquitin ligase complex; cytoplasm. The record is from RefSeq and is a predicted model, not a curated record. Gene Ontology annotation, molecular function: ubiquitin protein ligase activity; ubiquitin conjugating enzyme binding; zinc ion binding. Gene Ontology annotation, biological process: ubiquitin-dependent protein catabolic process; protein polyubiquitination; positive regulation of proteasomal ubiquitin-dependent protein catabolic process. The transcript has a single exon. NCBI's taxonomy places the organism in Eukaryota, Viridiplantae, Streptophyta, Magnoliopsida, Zingiberales, Zingiberaceae. Bases 1 to 888 code for a protein of 295 amino acids.